CGUCAAUUUGGGAAAGAUCAGAAACAAGCUAAAUAUUGAGCCGGCAAACAGUUUCACAGCAGCAGCGUUAGAGAAAGCACCAAUCACAAAAGCGGCGUUAAGGCAACAUUUGUUUCUUUUGUAUUUCGAACUCAUCGCUCGUUAAGAGAUGAGAAACCCAAAGUAUAUUUUGAAAGUCCUACUAGUGCUACAGAUAAGCUCUUUUGCAUGGAGCUAUGGGGUAGGACACCCCGAUGCCGAAACCAUAGAUGUGGGACAUGCAUCAAGUUCAGCAGCGCGGGAUCAGUUUAUAAUUGAUGCGGCCAUAAGGCGUGGCAUGGAUGGGGAUGCUGUGGCAGAACUGCUGCGCACAAAAAAACCGGUGGUCAAAGUGAAGGCACAACCCAAUGGCACCACCAAGACUACAACGUACUCACUGGAUCCAGACGGCAGCAUAUCCAGUAAGACCGUUACAGAGUACCAGGCAGUGAAGCAUUAUGACUCUGGCUCCCUGCCAGACGACGUGAACUUGGACGAUAUUCUGAAGUCGCCCACAGGUACAGUGACCAAAACUUUCACCGACAAAGAUGGGGCUAAGGUGACACGGACAUUUGCCGUGAGCAAGCCUGCCACAGCCACAGUCGAUGACGAUUGGACUAGGCCAUACAUCCCUACAUGGGAUUCCAAUCCCGGAUUUCCUUGGUCAUCGGAGCCAAAGACACCCGAGGGGGGCAAUGUACACAAGACCACUACAACCUUUGUAGGGCCCAACGGUGAAAAACGUGUAGUGGAAAAAUGGUCAUCCCAACCGGAAAUCACUAUUAAGGAACCCAAGUUUCCAUGGUCGGUGAACACACAAACACACACUGUUCCGCGUCUUCAGCCCUGGCCGUCAGCAGAUCCCGAAAUAGUAGGCACAGAUCUCCAUCGCCCCUCAUCGAAUUGGCCCACUUUCAAUUUCCCUAAUUUUCCACAUGCAUGGCAGCCCACCAACUCCAUGGGAGAUCCUGACGAGUGGACCGUGGUUGAAGGCAAUCCCAAUGUAGAAACCACAACAACCAAGCGCAAAUUUCAAUCGUGGACCCCCAAAACUUGGAACUAUCCCGACAUAACGACAUCCACUGAGCCGAUUACCACCACAGUCAGGCCAACGGCUCAGGCAAAGGUAACGACACCCUUGCCCAGCUUAGAUGAUUUCCUAAAAAGUCAAUAUGGCCACGCCAUAACGACAUCAAAGACCAUAUCUACCAGUACGAACAAGGCCAAGGAGCCACCGGUGGCCACAACCACCCAGAAAGCCAUAACCAUCAAUAUCGAUGAUCUGCCAGUAAUGGAUGUUCUACACAAUGGCAAACCGUUAGACGUAAACAAUCUAGGCAGACUACCACCCUAUUUGAGGCCCACCUUGGAUACGGGCAAUGUGCUGAAAAUUGAAAACAAACAUCCCAUUGAGCCGGAACAGCAAACGGAGACCAAACAACUUGAGACCAAUGUACUCAACAUCACUAAGACCCAUGUGGGUCACGCUAAGCCCACAUUCCAAGAUUUGGACCCAGAAAUGCAGGAAAUACUGCGUAAGGCUAACAUAUUGCCUGAAGACAUCUCCAGCAUCGAUGGUGACACCAUAACCAAAACUCGCAAGGAACCGGAUGGUCGUGUCAUCACCACCACCUACAAAGUACGUUCAUCAUCGCCGACUCCCCCCAUCAAAGUAGAGAAACCUAUAUUUACGAGUUACACUCCAACACUAAACAGCAAGCCUUUAGACAUGCCCAGUUUGCUGCCCGCGGCACCCACUACCUAUCACGCGCCCUUAUACCCCAUAAGCCCUAUUGCCGAAUUUCUGGCCAAAUUUGGCUUGACCAAGUCGGAUAUAUUGGCGAAAAAUGGAGAAUACACCAGAACCCUAAUCGAUGACGAUGGUCAGGUAUUGACUGCUACAUUUGUGCUGAGCUCUCCCAUAGCGCCGCAGCCACCAGAAAAAAAACCUUACAAAUAAGCGUAUAAAAUUACUCCCCAAAUCGUUUCUUGGAAAGUAAAUGCCAAAAAAAUUAAGAAUUUGUAAGAAAUGCUAUUUUAAAAUAAAACGAAAAUUAUCGUAGUCUCAUUUGUGGCCAUAUCGCUAGAGAGAAGUUGACUUACCUUGUCGCUGAAAGUGGCUGUAAACAACUACAAAAUUCUGAAAUCUGCUUUUCAA
Stomoxys calcitrans (stable fly) is the source of this 2176-nucleotide messenger RNA. RefSeq names its product protein let-653. The coding region runs from base 149 to 1978 and encodes 609 amino acids. The transcript has 2 exons. Lineage: Eukaryota; Metazoa; Arthropoda; Insecta; Diptera; Muscidae. The record is from RefSeq and is a predicted model, not a curated record.